Messenger RNA from Aspergillus melleus, 1809 nucleotides. Its product is annotated as polysaccharide lyase family 1 protein. Gene Ontology annotation, molecular function: pectate lyase activity. The record is from RefSeq and is a predicted model, not a curated record. NCBI's taxonomy places the organism in Eukaryota, Fungi, Ascomycota, Eurotiomycetes, Eurotiales, Aspergillaceae. Bases 484 to 1614 code for a protein of 376 amino acids. The transcript has 3 exons.
GUGCCUACGGAGUCCCGGUCGGAGGUUUGACCGGAUGGACGCGGUGGGGGUGUUUCAGACGCCGCUUCAACGCUGUCGAUCUCCUUCCCAAACCAAAUCGGCCUGCCAGAGGAUCGACAUGGCCAUUCACCACGUCCAGUUUGGAGCUUCUGGACGGCGGAUAUUGCUCGGGAUAACCAUGGGCGGGUUUACCCACCUACCGCAGCCUUUCCUCAACCCGAUCCCAAACGAUGGCUUCCUGAGGUCCGUUUGGGAAUUGGGAAUCGGCAUCUGUGGGCAUUUACGGAGACAACUAGAGUUAGAUCGAAGCAGACAGCGGAAAGGAUCGCAGCAAAGGUAUAUAAGUGCCGACGGAUCUGCUCUUCUGGAACGUUUCUUCUUCCAACCCAACCAACUCCCUUCGGUCAUUCAUUCGUUUCUUUUGUCACGCUUUGUCAUUCUUUUAAACCAUAAUCUUUAUUAUACCACAUUUAAACUUCCAGGAUGAAGUACGCCGCCGUUCUCACCACUCUCGCUGCUCUCAGCGCUAAGGCUCUGGCCGCCGCCUCCGUGCAGGGCACCGCCGAGGGCUUCGCCUCUGGUGCUACUGGUGGUGGCAGUGCCACCCCGGUCUACCCCGAAUCCACCGACGAGCUGGUCUCCUACCUCGGUGACGACGAGGCCCGCGUUAUCGUCCUUUCCCAGACCUUCGACUUCACCGGCACCGAGGGCACCAGCUCCGAGACUGGUUGCGCCCCCUGGGGUACCGGCUCCUCUUGCCAGCUCGCCAUCAACAAGGACGACUGGUGCACCAACUACGAGUCGGACGCCCCUAGCGCCGACGUCAAGUACGACAACGCUGGCCAGCUCGGUAUCACCGUCGGCUCCAACAAGUCCCUGAUCGGCGAGGGCACCAAGGGUGUCAUCAAGGGCAAGGGUAUCCGCAUCGUCAACGGUGUCGAGAACGUCAUCGUCCAGAACAUUGCCAUCACCGACAUCAACCCCCAGUACGUCUGGGGUGGUGAUGCCAUCACCCUCAACGAGGCCGACAACGUCUGGAUUGACCACGUUACGACUGCUCGUAUCGGUCGUCAGCACUACGUGCUGGGCACGGAGGCGGACAACCGCGUCACGCUCUCCAACAACUACAUUAACGGAGAGUCCGACUACUCGGCCACCUGCGACGGUCACCACUACUGGAACGUCUACCUGACCGGCUCCAGCGACAAGGUCACCAUGAAGGGCAACUACUUCUACAAGACCAGCGGCCGUGCCCCCAAGGUCCAGGGUAACACCUACCUGCACGCCGUCAACAACUACUGGAACUCCAACACCAACCACGCCUUCGAGAUCGGCGAGGGUGGCUACGUCCUUGCCGAGGGCAACACCUUCUCCGAUGUGACCGCCGCCGUUGAGGAGUCCUCCAUGGCUGGUGAGCUCUUCUCGUCCAGCAGCGACGCCGACACCUGCAGCUCCUACAUCGACCGCGCCUGUGUGGCCAACUCCUUCUCCAGCUCUGGCGACCUGGCUGGCACCUCCACUGACGUCCUCUCCAAGUUCAAGGGCGAGAGCGUUGCCGACGCCGACGCCGCUGGCACCGGUCCUGCCUCCAACGCCGGCCAGGGUAACCUGUAAAGGUUGUUCACGGAUUGGACUAGUCAAAUUAAGUGGAGGACGCCGAGCCAGGACAGAUUGACGCCAUGAAUCCUGCGCGGGAUUGAGAUUCGAAUGUUUGGCCCCCGAAAGGUUCUCUAUCUUAGCUUAGUAUAAUAUAAUCCUUGAGAUAGCACGCCGUUUCCUCGCAUCUAUACCUGCAGAUCAUAAGAAGAU